Molecule: messenger RNA, 674 nt
Organism: Drosophila nasuta
Lineage: Eukaryota; Metazoa; Arthropoda; Insecta; Diptera; Drosophilidae
Gene: dod
Product: (peptidyl-prolyl cis/trans isomerase) NIMA-interacting 1 dodo
Exons: 3
Coding region: 123-620 (165 amino acids)
Cellular component (GO): nucleus; cytosol
Molecular function (GO): protein binding; peptidyl-prolyl cis-trans isomerase activity
Source: RefSeq, a predicted model, not a curated record
CGUAGUUAUCGAGCUCGAUCAAAGUUAUCGCAUUCUCUAUUUACCCUUAACAAAAAAAUCACUUAAAUUUCAUUCGCGAUAAUUAUAUAUUUUGUGAAAGAAAUAACAACAAGAACAACAAAAUGCCCGAAACUGAACAAUUGCCCGAUGGAUGGGAGAAGCGCACCAGCCGCUCAACUGGUAUGAGUUAUUAUCUUAACGUGCACACAAAAGAGUCGCAGUGGGAUCAACCCACAGAACCGGCCAAGAAAUCCGGCUCUGCCAACACCAGCGGCGAUAAUCCCGAUGAAGUACAAUGCCUCCAUUUGCUGGUCAAACACAAGGGAAGCCGUCGUCCCAGCUCGUGGCGUGAGGAGAAUAUCACACGCACCAAAGAGGAGGCGCAAAUGCUGCUCGAGGUCUAUCGCAACAAGAUCGUUAACAAUGAGGCCACAUUCGAGGAGCUAGCACGCUCCUACUCCGAUUGCAGUUCUGCCAAGCGUGGAGGCGAUUUGGGCAAAUUUGGUCGCGGUCAAAUGCAGGCACCCUUCGAGAAGGCAGCGUUCGCCUUGAAUGUGGGUCAAAUGUCCGGCAUUGUGGACACCGAUUCCGGCGUACACAUCAUAUUACGCAAAUCGUAAACUCACAUUAGAAAAUAAUAAAUAAACAAAAAAGAUAAAAAUGUACAAACAAAU